AUGAGAUGCACAGUAAGAACGAAGAAAACUCUCGUCUUUGGCAUUGGAGGAGGCAUGCUCGUAGUGGGAGUGUUCUUGGGAGGAUUCAUGAGCAUGAUAGUGGACAGUAUUUUAAAAUCUCAACUAGUUUUAUCUGAAGGUUCGACAAGCUACAACAACUGGAUAGAACUUCCCAUCCCGAUGUACAUGGAAUUCUACAUUUUCAAUGUUUCCAACGCAGCUGAGUACGAACAGGAUCCAACAAUUAAACCGAAUUUAGUGGAAAUGGGACCAUAUGUAUACAGGGAAUAUCAUAAAAGAAAUAUCACAGCCUGGAAUGAGAACGAAACGGUAACUUUUCAGAAUAUAAGAACAUGGUACUUUGAUGAAAAAAAUUCUGUUGGCCCUGAAGAUGAUCUUGUCACAACUAUAAACGUCGUGCCUGCGGUUCUUAACUACAUGUCUCGUCACAUGAGUACUGGGAAAAAGCUGGUUGUUUCGUCACUUUUGGAUAUCACUAACGAAACAAUGUUUGUGACUAAAUCUGUGAGGGAAUUAAUGUUCGACGGAUACUUCGAUCUUCUGCUCAACUUUACAAAUGAGCUGUCAUUACCAAUUCCAUUUGAGGAGUUCGGAUACUUUGUUGAUAGGAAUGGCUCGGAAACUUACGAUGGUGUGUUCAACAUGUACACUGGCGAGAGCAAUCUAGACCUUCUGGGAACAGUGGCAAAUUGGAAUUAUAUGAAUGAAACUCCUUACUUCGAUUCGCCGUGCAACAGCAUCAGCGGUACCACUGGAGAACUUUGGGCGCCAAUCAAAAGCACAGCUGACGUCGGAAUAUUUGCUCCUGAUGUUUGUUCGACACUGAGGAUGAGGUACAGCGGCGAAGCGGAGAUCCACGGGCUGCGCGGCUACGGCUACCUGCUGUCGGAUGACGUGUUCAAUGCAAGCAGCACGGAGGGCGCGUGCUUCUGCCUGGCGGGCAAAGACUGUGCGCCGGCGGGGCUCAUGAACGCGUCCGCCUGUCGCUUCAACGCGCCCGUCUUCGUCUCGAGACCUCACUUCCUGCUCUCGGACCCCUCGCUGGGCGCUGCCGUCCAGGGUCUGCAGCCCGACCCGGACAAGCACAACUUCACGCUCGGCAUUGAACCGUUCACGGGAAUCCCCCUGUACGUGAACGCGCGUCUCAUGCUGAACGUCAUGCUGGAGCCUGUGGAGCUAGUUUCGUUCUACGAAAAGCUGCCCCGAAGAAUUUAUUUUCCGGCUUUCUGGUUUAAUCAGAAGGCAGUAUUAACAGAAGAUUUAGCUAUGCUGGCAAAGUUUAUUAAGAAUGCGCCUGCCCUCGGUAUGGGUCUUUUCUUUGGCAUGGCAGGCAUCGGCUUGAUAAUGGUGUUCGUCGGCGGAAUGUUGACGCUGCGCCAUGGAUGGAAAGAUUCGUAA
This is a messenger RNA of Schistocerca piceifrons (Central American locust), 1419 nucleotides long. RefSeq names its product protein croquemort-like. Gene Ontology annotation, cellular component: cytoplasm; membrane. The transcript has 8 exons. Gene Ontology annotation, molecular function: scavenger receptor activity. The coding region runs from base 1 to 1419 and encodes 472 amino acids. NCBI's taxonomy places the organism in Eukaryota, Metazoa, Arthropoda, Insecta, Orthoptera, Acrididae. The record is from RefSeq and is a predicted model, not a curated record.